This is a messenger RNA of Vigna angularis (adzuki bean), 2937 nucleotides long. RefSeq lists its product as uncharacterized. The transcript is spliced from 4 exons. The record is from RefSeq and is a predicted model, not a curated record. Gene Ontology annotation, molecular function: zinc ion binding. NCBI's taxonomy places the organism in Eukaryota, Viridiplantae, Streptophyta, Magnoliopsida, Fabales, Fabaceae. Bases 1 to 2937 code for a protein of 978 amino acids.
AUGUCUGAUGACAUGUUUCGGGUAGUGGUCCACCAUGGUGGGACCUUGAUCAAAGAAGUCCCCUUUAAUUAUAUAGGCGGAGAGAUAGUUAAUUGGGACGUAGACCCCGAUAAAUGGUGUUAUUUUGGAGUAUUAGGUUCACUUAACCAUAUGGGAUACAUGCAAGUAGAAGAAUUAUAUUACAGUGUCCAACAUGUUCUACAUAAGGUUGAGAAUGAUAAAGGAGCUAUGAACAUGAUUAAUGUGGCUAAGUAUUUAGGGGAAGUGAACCUGUAUGUUGUGCAUGGGGUGGACGAAGCAACUAUCUUAGAAAAUGAUGAGAAUGAGAUUCAUUUGCUAUGUGAAGGGCAUGCAGAGAGUGGUGAGGAUAGUGGCGUAGGAGGAGAAGCACAUGUUGAGGGUGGUGAAGAAGGAAUGGAAGACAUAGUGGAGGGUGCAGUGGAGGUUGAGAAUGAGUAUGCAGUGGAUGUUGAGAAUGAGUAUGCAGUGGAUGUUGAGAAUGAGGAUGCACGGGAUGUUGAGAAUGUAAGUGAAGGAUUGGAGGUUCACAAUAACGAUUUAUUGGAUGUUGACAAUGAGGUUUGGUUGGAUGUUGAGCAUGACGAUGCAUUGGAGGUUGAGAAGGAGGAUUCAGUGUAUAAUGAGGAUGUUCAGCAUGAGGAUGCAGAAGAUGAUGAGGUUACAGUGGAGGUUGAGAAUGAGGAUGAAGUUGAGGAUGUAAGUGAAGAAGCAUUAGAAGUGGAUACUGAGGCUGAAAUUGAGGUCGAAAGUGAAGAAGAAGUGGAAGUGAACAGUGAUGAUGCAGCAGGAAUGGAUGAUCUGAGUGGUGAUGAAUACGUGGAUGAUGAAGACAGUGAAAAAGAAACCCCACAAUGUAGGGGUUUGUCAGAUGAUGAUUGGGAGUCUGAUAAGCUUUUAACUCCUGAAAAUAGUGCAAGUGAGGAGGAUGACAAUGAUGAUACAAUAGAUGUAGGUUCUUUCUCAAAGUAUGCAAAGCAGAAGUCCAUGGCAGAUUACAAGUGGGAAGUGGGCACUAUUUUUACUGACAGGGAAGAGUUUAAGGAUGCUAUUAGAAGGUAUGCUGUUCAUGCUGGGAGGGAUCUAAAAUUUAUCAAAAAUGAUAAUCGUAGGGUGAGGGUGACAUGCAUGGGUGGCCAAGGUAAGUGCCCAUGGCUAGUUUAUUGUGGUUAUUUGCCGUCACGAAAAAUUUGGCAAUUGAGGAAGAUAAUUGAUACUCAUAGUUGUAGUAGACAACUUAAUAUUAAACUGAUGAAUGCUAAGUGGUUAAGUAAGGAAAUAGAUAGAUCUAUAGUUCAGAAUCCUAGUUUAAAGGUGAAUGAUAUUCGUUCUAAAGCAUUAAGAAAAUGGAAUACAAAUGUUUCAAUAUCCAAGGCAAGAAGGGCAAAGUUAAUUGCCACAACACAGGUUGAAGGAGAUUUCAUAGAACAAUAUAAAAGGGUGUACGACUAUGGACAUGAGCUGUUGAGGUGUAAUCCAGGGUCAACAGUGCAAAUUAAAGUUGACUCUCAUAAUGGUGACUCAAUCUUUCAAAGAAUGUAUGUUUGUCUCAAAGCUUGUAAAGAUAGUUUCAUAAGUUGUAGGCCCAUUAUAUGUUUAGACGAAUGUUUUUUGAAAGGUGUUUACAAGGGGGAGCUGCUGACUGUUGUUGGUAGGGACCCAAACGACCAAAUGGUACCCCUUACCUAUGCAGUAGUAGAAGUGGAGAACAAAGACAGCUGGACAUUGUUUUUGCAAUUGUUAAUUGAAGACCUCGGGGGCAGUCAAGUAUGUGGAGGGUGCACAUGGAUGUCAGACCAGCAGAAGGGGUUAGUCUUAGCUAUCCAAGAGCUUUUGCCUCGGGCAAAACAAAGAUAUUGUGUAAGGCACCUCUAUGCAAACUUUAGCAAAAGGUUUGGUGGGCAGGUAUUAAAAAAUCUGAUGUGGAGUGCUGCAACCACCACAUAUCCCCAGGCUUGGGAGAGAGAAAUGCUGAAAAUUAAAGAAGUCAAUGUUGAAGCAUAUAAAUACCUCAUAGCCAUUCCCCCAAGGUUUUGGUCAAGGUCUCGCUUCACAGCUCAACCAAUGUGUGAUACCCUUGAUAACAACAUCACUGAAGCUUUCAACAAUGUCCUCAUUCAUGCAAGAGGAAAACCAAUUAUCACAAUGAUGGAGGAUAUCAGAGUGUAUCUCAUGAAAAGGUGGGCCACAAACAGAAGCAAGGUGGCAUCUAUGGACUUCACAAUAUGCCCAAAGAUAAAGAAGAGGCUUCAGAAAGAAUGUAAUUUGUCUAGAUUUUGGCUGCCAAGCUGGGCUGCACGAAAGAUUUUUGAGGUUAGGCACACUUCAUGUGUUGGGAACAAGUUCACAGUGGAUCUGGACACUAAAGAGUGUAGCUGCAGAAAGUGGAUGAUCAGUGGCAUCCCAUGCUGUCAUGCAAUUGCAGCAAUGAAUUACUGUAAUGUUCAUCCAGAAAAUUUUAUACCCACUUGCUUCAGAAGAUCCACAUAUGAAGAGGUGUAUGCGUCCAUAAUUUUUCCACUCAAUGGUCCCCAACUAUGGCAAACCACAAAUUUCAAUGAUGUUCUACCACCACUGAUAAGGAAGAUGCCUGAGAGGCCAAAGAAAAAACGCAAGUUGGAGGCAUGGGAGUUAACUAAGGACGACACUCAAAUGCGUGUUGGAGGGCAUAGGAAAAAGUGUACCAUUUGUCGUCAGACAAAGCACAACAGGAAUAAAUGCCCUUUACGGCCCCAACCAGCAGAAGCAAACCACCCACCAGCAGAAGCAAACCACCCACCAGAAGCAACCCAGCCACCAAAACCAACCCAGCGAACACAAACAACCCAGUCACCAGAAACAACACAACCAACCCAGCCACCUCCAACUUCCCAAUCAUCCCGUCCACCAAAAUUCAGAGUCAGAAGAAAAGAUAGAUAG